Messenger RNA from Macadamia integrifolia, 1385 nucleotides. RefSeq names its product rac-like GTP-binding protein 3. Gene Ontology annotation, molecular function: GTPase activity; GTP binding; protein kinase binding. Lineage: Eukaryota; Viridiplantae; Streptophyta; Magnoliopsida; Proteales; Proteaceae. Gene Ontology annotation, cellular component: cytoplasmic vesicle; cell cortex; cell projection. The coding region runs from base 376 to 1014 and encodes 212 amino acids. The transcript is spliced from 8 exons. Gene Ontology annotation, biological process: cortical cytoskeleton organization; actin filament organization; regulation of cell shape. The record is from RefSeq and is a predicted model, not a curated record.
GAAUUAGGAGCUAACCGCUUGGAUUCUUGGAUACAUUUCACAACUCUUUAUCUCUCUCUCGGGCUGGGACUGAUGCUCACCUUCCGAGGCUCUUGCAGAGAGAUCAAGCGAGAAGGAACUAUUGUUCUUCUCCCCUUCAAUUUCACUUUAACGUAGGCUUUCACUGUUUUCUUCCUGGUUAGUUUGUUUUGUUGUUAUUCAUUAAUGCGAGUUCUCAGUGAGGAAAAAAGGAAGCAAGAGAGUGAGAGAAUCAUGUGAUCUACCUCUGUUUCCUCUCUUUAUGUAAAGUUAAAAGACAAAUCACUGUUUGUUCUUCUCUUUCUAUCUUUAUAUAUAUAUAUAUAUAUUUUCUCUCCUGAGGAUAUCGUUUCUGCAAUGGCGUCAAGCACUUCAAGGUUCAUCAAGUGUGUUACAGUCGGAGAUGGAGCUAUUGGGAAGACUUGCAUGCUUAUCUGUUACACAAGUAACAAAUUUCCCACUGACUAUAUACCAACUGUUUUUGAUAAUUUCAGCGCAAAUGUUGUUGUUGAAGGAACCACUGUCAAUUUAGGCCUCUGGGAUACAGCAGGGCAAGAGGAUUACAACAGAUUGAGGCCUUUGAGCUACAGAGGGGCGGACGUCUUUGUAUUAGCUUUCUCAUUAGUUAGUCGUGCAAGCUAUGAGAAUGUACUGAAAAAGUGGAUCCCAGAACUACAACAUUUCUCACCUGGAGUACCUGUAGUGCUUGCGGGUACUAAAUUGGAUCUCCGUGAAGAUAAACACUAUUUGGCUGAUCAUCCUGGAUUGGUGCCCGUGACUACUGCCCAGGGGGAGGAACUUCGCAAACAGAUUGGCGCUGCUUAUUAUAUUGAAUGCAGUUCUAAAACUCAGCAGAAUGUUAAAGCAGUAUUUGACGCUGCUAUCAGGGUAGUGAUCAAGCCACCACAGAAACUGAAGGAAAAGAAGAAAAAGCCACGCAGAGGAUGUUCACUAUUGAACGUCUUUUGCGGAAGGAAUAUUGUGUGUUCCAAAUGAGGUUCAUUUUCUUGACGAUGUUAUAGACGUCUUUCACUGCCUUACUGUGGCAUUGACAUCUCUCCACCAUAUUUGGGUAAUGCUGCCAGAUUGCUCAUUUUAUGUUGGUAGUGCUGCUUCAGUUAGAAAUGAAGCAGUUUGUUCUAGGAAACCUGUCACAAGCAUUGUGGCCGACUUCAAAUUUCUGAUCAUAAUGUUCUAAUUACAGAAAUCAUGGAUAUUUGACAAUCAGAUGUGCUCUGUAGAAAGUUGAUUUUUCAUUGGUUUUGCGAUGUAAUUAGCGUCUAGUAUGAGUAAUCAUCUGGAAUUCAUUCAUGAAAAUUUAUAUUCUUUUGAUAAAAAAUAUCAAAUCUUCCAACUGUUUGAUGAAA